UCCACCUUUGGCCUUUGGUUGAGACUUGAGAAUUGAGAUCCAAGGAAUUGGAACCCCGUGGCAUUCAUGUCCAGUCCACGCCUCCGCGGUACUGAUUGCAGGUAACUUUUCAGUUGGAGUAACUCGCAAAAAAAAAAUCUGCUGGGGUACGCCGCGUACUAGAUCUUUCGGCAGGGAUGUUUCCAUGGUGUGAGUUGUUUUUAGAAGGUGUCCGGUAGUUGUGCCGUGAGCUACUGCGGAUGAGGAGUCCGGUAGUAUUAAAAUUUAGAUUCUUUGUGUAUGAUCAACCCCACUUGUUAAUCGGCUAGCAAGAACUGUUUUAAGAAAACUCUUUUCAAAAUAAAUCCCUGCAUGUCUGAAAUAUAGUUUUACUACAAAUAGACCACAGCCUUAUCCUUGAUUUAUCCUGAGCAUAUCUGAAUAUCUGAGUUACCCCCUCCGUGGAUGGGGUUGGACUUGUUGAGUACUUUCGUACUCCCCCGAUAUAUAUUUGUGGUUUUUCCUCAGAAGAAGAUCCAGACUACGCUGUUGAAGACGUUGAGUAGAGGUUGCGUCCGAACCCCAACCUUGCAUGUGGUGUUAGUCCUCUUGUCCACACCGCAGAGCUACGACACGGAGCGCAAGGCCCACGAGCUCAUGGAGGAGGCCUGCUCGGAGCUCACGCGGGUGGUGGAGGAGGACCAGGCGGAGGUGGAGCUGCUGCGCCGCGAGUGCCUGCGCAUGCAGGAGGACAUGGAGGAGGAGCGCCAGAUGCUGCAGAUGGCGGAGGUCUGGCGCGAGGAGCGCGUGCAGAUGAAGCUCGCCGACGCCAAGCUCGCACUCAAGGCCAAGUAUGCGCAGCUCGCCCACCUGCAGGCGGAGAUGGAGGCGUUCCUCAGGACGAGGACGAGGACGAGGACGAGGACUUGCUCGUGCCACUCGUCCACGCCCAUGCGGGAGGCACGCUUCAUCGUCAGCGAUGCCGCGGCUCGGCCUCGCGGGGGCGGCGGUAGCGGCCGCGCCAGCAGCCAGCACGACGACGACGACGAGGUGGAUGCGGAUUCGGUGUUCGAGCACUUCCGCUGCAAGGAGGAGACCAGCAGCCCCACGCCGUCGAACGCCAGCGCGAUGAUGCAGUCGCCGGUGAUUCCGGCGACGGACCUCUUCCUGGCAAAGGUCGACAAUGGGGGCAGCUCAUCCACCGACAUGGACAUGGACUACGACGGAGGCAGGGACUCGUGCAGCUAGUUGGGGACCAGCGAUCGCUCGGCUUCGGUGGCCAACGGGAACAGCGGCAUGGCGUCAGGCGCCAGCCGGCGGUUGUCGGUGGGGAAGAACACGGUGCUGAUACGCAGGCUCUGGAGGUCAGCCAUCGCCGAGGCUUAGCGGCCGGCAGCUGUUUGUCCGUCUAAAAUGGCACAAUCCAAUAAGGCAUGGAUUAUCCUAUAUUUUUUAUCCAAUAAAAUUCAAUCCUAUUGAGUCUAAA
This is a messenger RNA of Panicum virgatum (switchgrass), 1465 nucleotides long. RefSeq lists its product as uncharacterized. Lineage: Eukaryota; Viridiplantae; Streptophyta; Magnoliopsida; Poales; Poaceae. The record is from RefSeq and is a predicted model, not a curated record. The transcript is spliced from 2 exons. The coding region runs from base 445 to 1227 and encodes 260 amino acids.